Messenger RNA from Nymphaea colorata (pocket water lily), 2846 nucleotides. RefSeq lists its product as uncharacterized. Lineage: Eukaryota; Viridiplantae; Streptophyta; Magnoliopsida; Nymphaeales; Nymphaeaceae. The coding region runs from base 841 to 2622 and encodes 593 amino acids. The record is from RefSeq and is a predicted model, not a curated record. The transcript is spliced from 15 exons.
AAAAAAAAGUUACACUUUACACUCGAGCAAGAUGGCCUAUGACCUCGUAGUUACACUUAGACGGUGGUUUUCCAUUUUCAUAAUCCACUUCCUAGUUCCUUCGCUCCAUAGAAUUAUUUAGGCUUGACGGACCUGAAAAGAGGUGUUGUUGGUAGGUUGAUUUGGUUAAGUGCUCCAUGCGUGAAAAUUCUCAGAACCAAGAAACGAAGGAGAGGAGCAAAUCUAAUCCCUGAAUCGCUCCCCAAGCUCAUCGCGCUACGUUUUCCGUUUACGAUUCCCCUUGCUUCCUUGUUCUCUCGUUCUCUGUAUUCCGUCAUGAUUGGGUUUGGAGUUCCGGAAUUUGCGCAACACGUUGUUACAUCUGGCUAGAGGUGGGAAAUUCUCAUACUCUGUGUGGCUGCGGUGACUGGUGAGCUUUAGAUCGUUCGUUUGCAAAUUUUUAUCCGGCACUUUUAUUCUUUUCAGAUUGUUAGACAUGGUAAGUCUUUGUAUUCAAGACGAUUAUGACGGGACUGCUGCUUCAGAUUGCGGAAUUCAUGAGUUCCUCUGGAGAGACGGCUGGAAAUUAAUUAUUCUGGAACUCAAUCUUUUAAGCUGAUUUGGAGUUCCGCCUCUCAGGAACUUGGGGGCGCUCGUUCUCCGUUCAUGUGGCCGUAUUGAACGGAAUUGAGGUCAGCAUCAUACCUGGGGUUCUGCUGUGGUUGACUAUGGUAUGGGUGAUUUUGAUGAUUGCAUCAAGCGGUGAUGAUUACCGAGUAAUUCAGCCCUGCGGAAGUUCUCUUAGGAGUGUGAACUAGGAAGAGAUCGUAAGUUUGGAGGGACGUCUUAGGGAUUGUCGAGAUGUAUCGAUCAAGAUCUAUGGCUAGACCCCGAGGUGGCGUGCCCACUCAUAGUGGCGACAAUGUGGUGAAACUUCAUCAGGUUCCACGCUGGAGCGACGGAGAGCACCAUUCUCUUGCUGCGGAUGAUAGUCGUGAUCGUUCAAUUCCCCAUCGACACUUUCCGGAUCCACUUACAGCGCCUUCACGGCCGGAGACCGGCUCGAGUGGAUCUUUGUCGAGGUUUCCAGUCGAUCACGACAUCAAUUCCAUAAUCUAUUUGUGGCGUGGGCAGCCAUGGAGCCUUGACGUUGAUGCAGUCGUUAAUUCCACAAAUGAGGCUCUUGAUGAAGCCCACAGCAGUCCUGGUCUUCAUGCUGCUGCUGGACCUGGUCUUGCAGAUGAGUGCAGGAUGCUGGGUGGAUGUCGAACUGGCAUGGCAAAGAUUACCAAUGCUUAUGAUCUUCCUGCUAGGAGAGUUAUUCACACUGUGGACCCAACGUAUGCUGUGAAAUACCACACAGCUGCAGAGAAUUCACUGGGUCAUUGCUACCGUUCAUGCCUUGAACUUCUAAUCGAGAAUGGACUUCGGAGCAUUGCUUUUCUUUGUAUAUGUACAGAAGCUAAAAGUUAUCCAAGAGAACCAGCUGCCCAUGUUGCACUAAGAAAUGUUCGGAGGUUUCUAGAAAAGCAAAAGGAUAAAAUUAAGGCUGUUGUCUUUUGUACCUCUACAUCUGAUGAUACUGAGAUAUAUAAGAGAUUGCUUCCACUUUAUUUUCCAAGGGAUAAACAUGAAGAGGAGAUGUCAAUAUCUAAUCUUCCAGCUGAUAUAGGGGAUGAAAAUGGGGAUACAGUUAUAGAUGAGCGUAAAAUCAGAAUUAAGCCUUUACCAGCUGUGUCAGCAGCCAUACCAAAAGUUUCAUCACCUGUUUUGAAUCUUUCUGUUAGUGAUAUUGGUUGUGCACAACGGAGAAAUGUGUCAUUCUUGGAUGCAUACCUGGACCCUGCAUUCAUGUCUGUGACUAAGGAUCCUGAUCAGAAACGCAAGGAACAAUGGGAAAAAGCUGCUCAGGCUUAUGCUGGGUGGAACUGGGCCAAAUUUUUUGGGUUUGGUGAUCUAGGUGGCCCACCAUUAUCUCUGGGUGAAGAAUAUUCACUCCACUCAAGAUAUCUUGCCAAAGCAAAUUCUCUUAAUCUUUCAGAAAUUGCAGAAAUGAAGAUUGUGUACCGUGGAGGUGUUGAUAGUGAGGGGCGUCCUGUCAUGGUUGUGGUGGGGGCUCAUUUUCUACUCCGUUGCCUUGAUCUGGAGCAGUUUGUCUUGUAUGUUGUAAAGGAGUUUGAACCUUUAAUACGGAAGCCUUAUUCAAUUGUAUACUUGCAUUCUGCAACUUCUUUACAGCUGGUUGGGGAAGUUCCAACGUGCAAGGGGAUCGUCUGUCCCAACAGGAAACUGGAUCUAGGAUGGAUGAAGUGCUUGCAGCAAAUCUUAGGCCAAAAACACCGGCAUAAUUUGCAUGCAAUUUAUGUGCUUCACCCAACAUUGGGAUUGAAGGCUGCAGUUUUUGCCCUGCAGUUGUUUGUUGAUGGAGUGGUGUGGCGGAAAGUUAUUUAUGUUGAUCGACUUGUUCAGCUGUUCAGCUAUGUUCCAUGUGAACAAUUGAGCAUCCCAGAUUUUGUCUUCCAGCAUGAUAUCGAGGUGAACGGAGGAAAAGGCUUUAUUGUGGACCCAAGGACAAAAUAUAUAUACCAGAGACCUGGGUUACUUUCAUCUGCUUCGUCAACCAACAGUAGAGGCUUAUCUUGAUGGUGCUGGUUGCAGUUGAAGAUCCAGUUUGUAACUUUUCUACUUUUCUUUCUGAUGGCUGGCGAAUUAGUGAAUGUCAGUGUGCCGUUGGUUCUUGAUGCAUUGUAUUUAUAGAUGUACAGUUUAGCCAUGUCCAUUGUGAUCAAAGAAUAAGCAAGUCAUUUGUCGUUUGUUACGAUUUAACAAAGUGAAAAAUCUUUCACUAUGGUGGUACAUGCUUUACA